CAGACGGCACAACAAACACCCACGAUGAAGUUAUUUGCACUCUGCGCUAUCCUGAUCCUCGCCAUGGUGGCGGUCCAGGCCAACCCACACGGAGGACGACAUGGUGGCUUCGGAGGACGCGGUGGCUAUGGUGGAUACGGAGGACCCGGUGGCUAUGGUGGAUACGGAGGACCCGGUGGCUACGGUGGACCAGCUGCCUAUGGAGGAGGACCAGCUGCCUACGGAGGAGGACCAGGUGUCUAUGGCGGAGGACCAGGUGCCUAUGGCGGAGGACCAGGUGCCUACGGAGGAGGAGGUGGAGUUGGCAGAGCCGACGCCCAAGCCCAAGCCUCAGCCACGUCCUCUGCUUCUGGUGGCGGAGGAGGCUAUGGUGUUCCAAUUAAUUACGGAUAGACGAAGAUAAAUCUCGCCGCCAAGAAAAGAAAAAAAUUUAAUAAUGAACCUUC
Messenger RNA from Drosophila suzukii, 446 nucleotides. The record is from RefSeq and is a predicted model, not a curated record. NCBI's taxonomy places the organism in Eukaryota, Metazoa, Arthropoda, Insecta, Diptera, Drosophilidae.